AGACCCUCCGAGUUCGUCGCCGCUCUCCGAGAAAAUGAUGAAGAAACGCCGCGUUCCGCAGGUCCUUUGGCGCCUCUUCCACCACCGCGCCCGCACUCUGGCCCACACUCUCACCUCCUUACUCCCUCCUCAUUCUUCCUCUCCAAACGCCCAAUGUCGUUUCUGCAAGGGCCGCCGUUGCCUCAGCUGCUGCACCGGCCCCGACGCCGUGUCGUUUCUCCUCCGACCCGACGAUCCCUCCGAUUACCGCUCUCUCCUCGACAAGUGCUUCGUCGUCGUCUCCGAAAACGCGCCCGGCAUCACUCGCUUCUCCCCUGAAUCUCACUGGUCCCAAAUUGAGAUCGUUAGAGCAGUCAUCGAAACGACGAUGCUGGAGCAAUCUAUGUCUUCCAAUGUGAUAUGCAAUGGUUAUGAUAAGCGUGACAAGUCAAGCACCAUUGUAGAACUUCUGACUUCUUCGGCUUGGUGUCUUCUCUUAGAAAGGGUUGGCGAUGGCAUUAUGGUUUAUUUACUAAAGAAUGCGUCGGUAUUUUUGCGAAUUCCGGAUAAGAAACACCAGCAGGUGACAGGUCCUCCCAUUAGUGACUUAUGUCGUAAGAGGUUCUAUUGCACACCGAAUUCACAACGGCAACCGUCAUCCCUUGCUCCAUGUGGACCGCGGAAAAAGAGGAAAAGAGAUGAUAAUGUUCACCCAAUGUUAAAGAAAAAGCAGUUCAUGAGUUCAGUCAGCAUUGGAGAAAGCUCGAGUUCUGGUACCUGCAAUGGCUGCUGUAACCAUAGUGAAAAUUACAGGCUUACGCAUAGUCAUAUAAGUUUCUCUGAAGCAUCUUCACCAGCAAGCAGCACGCUUACCAAUGAUUAUGAAGGGAGUUUAAAUCAGGAACUUACAGAGAGUUUGGAAACUCUAAGAAAGCGUUCAAGACCAUUUCGUUGGCAGCGCUGCAGGAAACGCAGACAGUUAUCUUUGCAAGAAACUGGUGUUAAGGGUCUUUUCAGAACUACUGUCGGUGAUAAACAAUGGUUACCUGGCAGGCUUUCGUCUUCCUUGAAACCGAGCUUAGGUCGACAUUAUGAACAGUGCAAUUGUUUGGGGUUCCAAGUUCCCCAAAAGGUUUCCAAUGGUGCUCAAAUAGACAGGAAAUCCUUGUUCUUCAAUUUGGAAUCUUCUUCAUCAGUCUUUCCUAAAAAGCAUGUGCUGAAUUCUGUAAAGCCUGAUUCUGUUGGUUCAGAGUUUCUUGUUCAGAGUAUUUUUGGCAUAUAUGACAUAGAAAGUGCACUGUCAAAGAUAUGUCCCAAUGGCAGUGGUCUUUGUCUCAUGGGAUCUACAUGCCUAUAUCACUCGCUUGUUAAGUUGCUUAAAAUUCUUAUACGUAGAGCACAGUAUGGCCAUCAUGUGAGAUUACUGGAAAAGCAUUGUGUUGUUAGAACUGUAAAUCCUAAUACAAUCAAAAGCGGUGGUUGCAUCUCUGAGGGAGAAAAGUGGGAGUACAAUGUACUCAAGAAAUCUCAGUGUUGUACUGCGGACCAUUGCAAUAAAUCUCCAGAAGUUAGUGAAUCUUUCUCUGAUGAAAUUAAGUCUUACUGCUUGAACAGUCAGGUGGAGUCAUUUAUAUGGGCUGUUUGUAGGAGUAUUGUUCCUCCUGAGUUGCUAGGAACUCCUUCUAACUGGAGAAUUUUGAGGAGAACUAUUUCAAAGUUCAUUCGACUUAGAAGAUUUGAAAGGUUUUCCUUAAAACAAUGUAUGCAUAAAUUGAAAACGUCUAGGUUCCCGUUUCUAUCAAAUAAACAUUAUUUCUGUUGCAUGAAUAAUGAGGCACCGAAACAUGCGGAUGGAAAAGGUGUAGACAUUCAAAAGGGAUCCAGUACAUUGAAUGAUGCUGUACAUAUUGUUAAAGUAAAACUCUUAGAAAGUUGGAUUUAUUGGUUCUUUUCAUCUGUAGUUGUGCCAUUGUUGCAAGCCAAUUUCUAUGUCACUGAAAGUGAGCAUGGGAAGCAAGAUGUAUAUUACUACCGGAAGUCAGUUUGGGAGAAGGUGAAGAAUAAGACCAUUGUCACUUGCAUGGAUCAGAGCUAUCAAUAUUUGGAUGAUGCGACAACUAGAAGAAUUAUAAGGAAACGAUCAUUUGGGUUUUCAAAGCUCCGGAUUUGUCCAAAAGAGUAUGGAGUGAGGUUGCUAGCAAAUUUAAAAGCACCAUCAAAAUUGCCAGGGAAAGAGUCCUGUUUGGCAGAUCACUCUAGUGGAAUAUUUAGAGGAAAGAAACUGCAUAGGAGAAAGGUUAGAUUUGAGCAUUUCAAGUCCGUGAAUCGUGUUCUUCGUGAUACACAUGUUGUUCUAAAAGCUAUGCAGCUGAAAGAGACAGGGAAAUUAGGAUCAUCGGUGUUUGAUUACAAUGAUGUAUACAGAAAGUUGUGCCCAUUUCUAAUUGGCAUGAAGAGUGGAUUCACUAUGAUACCUGAUGUGUUUAUCAUUGUCUCUGAUGUAUCAAAAGCCUUUGAUACUGUUGACCAGGAUAAGCUGCUUGGUGUGCUGAAAGAUGUUAUAAGAGCAGAUGAAUAUUUUCUCCAGCAGUCUCAUCAUGUCAUUUUCAAGAAGGGUUCACUAAGGAUUCAUGAUAACCGUGCAUUUCUAGAUCAAAAUACUGGCUCAAGAUUUAAGUCUAAAUUACGUAGUGUCCUUGUUAAUCAGGAGUGCAGCAGGUCUGUGAAGAAGAAGGAGCUAUUUUUUAAUCUAAAUGAGCAUGUGAAGCGCAAUGUGCUGCAGUUGGAUAAAAAGUUUUAUCUGCAACGUAUCGGUAUUCCUCAAGGAAGCGUUUUGUCAACUUUGCUUUGCUCAUUAUACUAUGGACAUCUCGAUCAGAAUGUGAUCUUUCCAUUUCUUGACAGAACUUGGGAACCUUCUAUUCCAGAUUUAUCAAGAGGACAUGAUUUUCAAGUUGCUUCUGCUGCAGAGAGUAGCAGCGAGGAUAAAAUAUCAUCAUCUUCUAGAUAUACUCUACUUAGAUUUAUUGAUGAUUUUCUUUUCAUUUCAACCUCAAAGGCGCAGGCUGCCAGCUUCUUCUCCAGGUUGCAAAGAGGAUUUCGGGAUUACAACUGCUACAUGAACGAGAAAAAGUUCUGUGUAAAUUUUGAUAUUGGAAACUUGCCAUCAAACAGGGUCUACAGUGGUGAUGAUGGCAUUUUAUUUAUUCGAUGGAGUGGCUUGCUUAUCAAUUCUCGCACACUUGAAGUUCAGGCAGACUAUACGAAGUACUUGAAAAACCAUCUAAGUUCGACUGUUACUGUCCACUACCAAGGCAAACCUGGUCGCCAUUUUAAAGGAAAGUUGCGUGACUACAUGAGACCUAAGUGUCAUCCCUUAUUCUUUGAUUCCCACAUUAAUUCAGCAUCGGUUGUGAGAUUAAAUAUCUACCAAGCAUUCUUGCUAUGUGCAAUGAAGUUCCAUUGUUAUGUUCGUGACUUAUCAUGUAUCUGCAAAUUUCACUUUGGAUUUUACGCUUACAGUAUCCAAAAAUCUUUGAGGUACAUGCACAGGCUCAUAAAGAAAAGGAUGUGUUCAUUGCAUACUGGCUCUAACUUCAGCCCAAUUCUUCAAUUGGAAAAGGGAGAAGUUGAAUGGCUUGGUUUAUAUGCUUAUAUCCAAGUAUUGAAGAGAAAACAAUCACGGUAUAAGGAGUUGCUCUCCUUAUUGAAGUCCAAGUUGUUAAAUCAUAAGAUAACGGGCUGCGUUUCUUCUGAGCUAAGUUAUGCAGUUGAUAGAUCACAUUCUUCUGUAAUUUGGAAGAUCAAGUAUUAGAAGAUUCUGAGAGGUGCUGAAAUAGGCCAUCCCUGUCUUCUCAUCUCCCUUUUAUGCAUUAUCAACGAUCCUUAUACUCUUAGAUAUGUUAUGUUAUACUGCAAUGCUAUAGAAUUUUGCGUUUUUGCACAGAUUUACGGACUAAAUUGUGGAUCAUGUUUCAUGACAAAGUCUGAGAUCCAUCACUACAGAUUCACCUCUGUGACAAUGUAAUAGAGUUCGUGUGUCUUGUAGACGGAAACAUCACAUACCUCCAUUGUAAAUUGUUUUUAGCCUUGGCUUGCCUGGUUGUGGAUUGAAUACAGAGCUGGA
Molecule: messenger RNA, 4105 nt
Organism: Rosa chinensis
Lineage: Eukaryota; Viridiplantae; Streptophyta; Magnoliopsida; Rosales; Rosaceae
Product: telomerase reverse transcriptase
Exons: 12
Coding region: 35-3793 (1252 amino acids)
Biological process (GO): telomere maintenance via telomerase
Cellular component (GO): telomerase catalytic core complex
Molecular function (GO): telomeric repeat DNA binding; telomerase RNA binding
Source: RefSeq, a predicted model, not a curated record